This is a messenger RNA of Cladophialophora carrionii CBS 160.54, 3114 nucleotides long. RefSeq lists its product as uncharacterized. The record is from RefSeq and is a predicted model, not a curated record. The transcript has a single exon. NCBI's taxonomy places the organism in Eukaryota, Fungi, Ascomycota, Eurotiomycetes, Chaetothyriales, Herpotrichiellaceae. The coding region runs from base 1 to 3114 and encodes 1037 amino acids.
AUGCGUAUCUCUCGACUAAUCGUCUGGACGGCGCUGGGAUGGGCUCUACCUCUGACUGUCGACGCCGUCCCCGGGGCGCAGGUCCAGAGACGGCAAGAGACGACAGAUACUGGCUUUCCAGCUCUUACGACCGACUCGCCCUCUGUCUCCACAGACACUCCAGCUUCAGAGAGCGUGACGGUCACAGCAGCUGCAACAACCUCAACAAACGAGGCUCAGUCUUCUAAAUCCACGGCAUCAUCUACAUCGGCUGGAAAAUCGUCCUCGUCAAGUCUCUCUUCGACGGUCAAGCAUUCCCCUACGACGACAUCCAUCCUGCCGACCGCUUCCAGCACUACCGCCAGCAAUGCUACGUCGAGUUCGGACGAGAAAGAGUCAGAUGCACUGCCAAUACAUCCGCAAAUCACACCGGCCUUUGGUAUCGCCGGAGUGUUCCUCAUUGUCCUCGGCGCCACAUAUGCGAUGAUUGGGGUCAAGAGCAGAUGGGUCCAGAUAUUCCUGUCCUGUGGGUUCCUUGCGAGUAUUGCGACAACGGCGUUGGUCGACUAUGUCAUGAACCCACCGGUCACGAAUGCUGUCCAAGGAGGCUUUUUCGUAGCAAUCUUCAUGACCGGUGUGAUCUUUGGAGGUGGAGCCCUGGUAUUCAAAGAAAUCACCGAAGGCUUUGCCUGUCUGCUGGGCGGGUUUUGUUUCAGCAUGUGGCUGCUCACACUGCGACCUGGUGGCCUCGUCACUAGCUCGGGAGGAAAAGGUGUUUUCAUUGGAAUAUUCUGUAUUGCAAUCUGGGCGCUGUCGUGGACACAUUACUCUCGGCCAUAUGCGCUAAUCGGAGCAAUAUCUUUCAGCGGAGCCACGGCAUUCACACUGGGCGUUGAUUGCUUUACACGGGCUGGCUUGAAGGAGUUCUGGUUCUACAUCUGGGAUCUCAACGACGACCUCUUCCCCUUAAACACCAACACUUUCCCACUGACAAGAGGAAUCAAGGUCGAAAAUGCGAUAAUUGUGAUUGGCACCAUCAUCGGUGUGCUCUCACAGAUGAAACUCUGGAAGGUCAUUAGAUCCAAGGAGCGUGAGAAGGAGGUCGUCGACGAGGAGGACUCACGCCAGAGAGAAGCCGUUGAGGCUGCUCUGGGCCGACACUUGCAACGGCAGAACGAACGGGAAAAGUCAGAAUGGGAGAAGCAAUACGGCGACCGCCUCGCGAGCAGACGGAGCACCGUACUGUGGCAGAACGCACAUCCCGAGAAGCGAUAUUCCACUGUGUCGGUCGUUCAGCUUGACCAGAUAUCGAAGCAAGGUUCUUCUGAAAGCUUGGAGACGGAUGCGUACGGCCCCAGGAGAUCGGAUUCGGCAUACGGCUCAAAGAACAAGCGGCAGAGCACACUGCCAGUGGACGUCAUUGAAGAAGUAGAUGAGGAUGCCGGUGCUCUUGCGACGAAAGAGCGGCAGAGAGCUCUCCAGGCUCUGGAGAGGACCAAAACUCCCCUUAGUGGGCUGGAGCGUACACGCAGCCGUGACUCCCUAGCAGGAAAGAGCGCUCCGGGUGCAUCGAAUGAUGGUGGCUCCGAUCUUGGUGCCGCUCCCAUUGAUCCGUCAGGGAAACUUGGCGAUCCAUCAAGACUCAAGCGUCUUUCGCAACAGUCACUUUCCCGGAUAUCCAAACACCUCAGUGUGAACUAUAACGGCAACUCUCAGUCACAAGAACAUCUCAUUGACAUGGAACGGCCACACAGCAGAGCAUCUUCGGCUGCUGCAACCCUAGACGUUGACAACGAAGAUCUGGACGUCCACGCGAUCGACGUCGAGCUGGACAGGGAUGUGCCAUCCCCGCCGGAUAUUGUCAUAUCCCCGGCACGUAACUCUGGACCCACGUUUGCCGACGCGGCAGAUCCGAACAAGCCCUCGACUGAAAGGCAAGGCACACCGGCUUCGAGCGUUGGCGGCAAUCUAGAACGAGAUCGCCUGGUCCUUGAGCCUGAUAGGAUAUCCAAGAAUGGCGGUACGAGCUCAGAGGAGGCACAGACGCCCGAGGAAAGCACCUUUAGGGCUGAGCAUUGUGAACCCCAAAACCCUCAGUCACACACAUCGGAGUCGAGCACUUCGAGCGCUGACACUUUGACAAAGACUGCUCUUGCGUCAGUGCCGAGCCAGCUGUCGAGCGUGGUCUUGUCAUACCGGACCAACGAGUGGGCGAAGCAUAUCACUGUGGCUGAAGAACCGAUGUAUGACGAGCCAGAGACCAUUGAGGGCGUUGACAACGAGUUGCCCACCCAUCUGGCUCCGGUAUCAAUGGAGUCCGAAAAGGAACAUCUCACCGCAGACCCGGCUGGCGAAGUUUCCCCAGCAGCGACUUUGCCGCCCACGGUCAAAGCAGGCGGUGGUGGUGUUGGAAUAGCUGCUAAGCCACCAGUCUCGCAGCGUUCAUUCUCAGACCAGGAGCGUCGUCGGAGUGGCGGCAGGGCACCGUCGCGGUCGAACUCCAGCCAAUCUCUCUGGCACUCUUCCAGCAGAGGCAACCGUGCUUCUUUGAACCCAGCAAUGCAGAACUCCCUCAUUAGUACGCCCAUUGCCGAGGACGCGCCUAUGGAGUUCCCGAAUCCGAAGAGGUCAAGCCGGCGCGUGUCGGCACCACAUAUGAUGCCCUCUCGGAGCAACAGCGGGCCCCGGCCCCAAACGGCCUACAGCAUUAGCCCGUAUACCAGCACACAGGACCUCUUUGAGAUGCCUCGUCCGUUAACGCAACACGGUUCCACGCCCGGUCUCGCCACUGGGACGAGGAUGGAGUCGCACAACUCCCACCAACCACCACAGAGGGACGUGAGGACCGACGCUCAACGGCGAGAAUCGCUUCUGGCCGAUUGGCGGCUCUCGCAGCAACAACGAGCCGCAAGCACAGGCAUCACCGGUGUGAUGGCAGAGCAGGGCCGAGCUCAAAUGAAAGCCGAAAAGGAGAAUCAGAAGCUCGUCGAGGAACACCAGCGCAACUCGAUGCGACAAAAGCAGUACCUCAUGGACCAGAUGAUGAGACGGCCGGACAUGCAAGAUCUACACCGCGAAGCCAUGCGCAAGAUGCAGGCUAACGCCAACAAGAAGCUGCGAUCCUCGACCGGCUAG